AUGAUAUUAACUGAUGGUAUCUUUCCCUAUAGUUACUUUCUGGCUAUUGAAGUAAAUAUGGAAAAAGACUUCUUCGAUGGCAAGGUAAGCAUUUACGUUAACGUAACUAAAUCAACAAAUGUAAUUUUAGUUCAUCAAGUGGAUCUCCAAAUUAAUAAUGUGUUGUUGAAAAACCUUGAAGACAAUCAAAUUCAGAUUGAAAGUCACUUUAACUAUUUUGCCAAUGAAUAUUACGUAAUAAAAGUUGCUUCAAUGCUCUUAGCUAAUAUGUCGUACGUAAUUUUUAUUGAUUUUAACGGAACAUUGCGUUCAGAUCUUAAUGGAUUUUAUAAAAGUAGUUAUACGGAAAAUAAUAUUACACACAAUAUUGCAUCAACAUUUUUCUCACCUAUAAGUGCACGAAAAGCUUUUCCGUGUAUUGAUGAGCCAAAGUUUAAAGCAACAUUUUCAUUGUCUCUUACUCAUAAUGAAAAGUAUUAUGCUAUUUCAAAUAUGCCUAAACUAAUAAGCAAGAAAAAUGGAACGAAAAUAUCCACUUUGUUUCAAACAACGCCAAUAAUGUCAACAUAUACUCUUUGCUGGGUAGUUUCUAAUUAUAAACACAUCAAGUUAAUAACUGAUAAUGGAUUAGUUAUAAAAGCUUGGGUGCCUUACAACCAACUUGCUGAUACAGAGUAUACAUUAAAUGCAACAGUAAUGCUUCUAAAGUAUUUUGAAGAUUACUUUAAAAUACCAUUUUUAUUAAAAAAACUUGAUAUUGUUGCCAUACCAAACUUUGGACCAGGAGCAAUGGAAAAUUGGGGUCUAAUAACCUAUAGAUUUGACAAAAUGUUAAUAAAUAAUGAAUUAUCAACAGAAAUAGAUAAGCAAGCAACUUUUUUAAUUAUUGCUCAUGAAUUAGUGCAUCAAUGGUUUGGUAACCUAGCAACGAUGAAGUUUUGGACUGAUACUUGGUUAAAAGAAGGUUUUGCUAGUUACAUGAGUUAUUAUGGAUCUGAUCAACUUAAACCAAAUAUGGAAUCUAUGAAAAAAGCUUUUACUGACCUAAUGAUACCGGCUUUUAAAUUAGAUUCUUUUUUGACUUCGCACCCAAUUUCAACAAAGGUAACAAAUUCUAAUGAAAUUCGAGAAAUUUUUGAUACAAUAACAUAUAACAAAGGUUCGUGCAUAGUCCAAAUGCUUCAUAGUUAUUUAUGA
This is a messenger RNA of Hydra vulgaris (swiftwater hydra), 1197 nucleotides long. Lineage: Eukaryota; Metazoa; Cnidaria; Hydrozoa; Anthoathecata; Hydridae. The record is from RefSeq and is a predicted model, not a curated record.